Molecule: messenger RNA, 930 nt
Organism: Leptinotarsa decemlineata (Colorado potato beetle)
Lineage: Eukaryota; Metazoa; Arthropoda; Insecta; Coleoptera; Chrysomelidae
Gene: Arl2
Product: ADP ribosylation factor-like 2
Molecular function (GO): GTP binding; GTPase activity
Source: RefSeq, a predicted model, not a curated record
UUAUAACAUCAAAUUGUACAUAAAUAAUAAAAAUACAACUCUACUUGUAAAGGCUACCUAAAUAAGUGCAAUGGGAUUUUUAACGGUGUUGAAGAAAAUGAAACAAAAAGAGAAGGAAAUGAGAAUUCUCAUAUUAGGAUUGGAUAAUGCUGGUAAAACAACAAUAAUGAAAAAAUUCAAUGGUGAACCUAUCGAUACCAUUUCUCCUACUUUAGGAUUCAAUAUUAAAACUUUGGAGCAUGAAGGAUUUAAAUUGAAUAUGUGGGAUGUUGGUGGACAAAAGUCUCUCAGGUCCUACUGGCGAAACUAUUUUGAAUGCACAGAUGGUCUUAUUUGGGUGGUAGACAGUGCUGACAAACGUAGAUUAGAUGAUUGCAGGUCUGAACUUCAUGUUUUAUUGAAAGAAGAGAGGUUAUGUGGUGCUACAUUGUUGAUUUUUGCCAAUAAACAAGAUUUACCAGGUGCCUGUACAGCAGAAGAACUGAGAGAGAUUUUGGAACUAGAUAAAAUAAAAACCCAUCACUGGAAAAUUGUUUGGUGCAGUGCCGUAACUGGCGAAAAUUUGUUGAAAGGAAUGAAUUGGCUUAUAAAUGACAUUUCCGCACGUAUAUUUACUUUGGAUUGAUUUUCAUAAUAACCUUUCGAAAUUGAAAACCAUCGUUGCUAAUUUAUGAAAUAUGCCACCAAUAUGUUACAAUAAAAGCUGUUUUCUUUCUAAGAAUCAGCUUUUUCUAAUAUUUUUUAGGACUUGUGGUUUGUGCUUUUAUCAGAAGUGGUAUCAUUGCACAGUCCGCCUGAAAAAUGUUUGCAUAUUCUAAUUAAUUGAAAUUUGUGACGUGCUUAUUUAAAAAAUACUUUUAUCUAUCUUUAUUUUAAUGUCUCAAAUCUUAUUUCCAGUUAAUAAAAAAAAUCUCCAUUGUUUUUACAAAA